AAACACAACACUACUUUCGAAACAAACAUGGCCGCAUGGCCCGGUGACAGUAUCGCAUCCGAUAACCGCGCUCAGAACAAUAAAUUAACAAGUUUCCUAAACGCAGAAUUUAAUUUAAAUGUCGAUAAUGGUAGCUACGCGUGUGAAGUGCCAGAGUUUAAAUAUGAUAAAGUGAUUCAAAGCGAAGUGACAUCGGAAAGCGCAGUAGUUUCCAAGGACGGGAAUUCGGAGAAAUAUGAAAUAUUGUUACCCCAAAAUGAGACUGAGAAAAAAAACGAAAUGGACCCGGAUAAGAAGAGGAAAUCAGAUGACGCUCGAUACAAGUGCGAAUACGAUGGCUGCGAGCGGACUUACAGCACGGUCGGAAAUCUGCGCACGCACAUGAAAACACACAAAGGUGAAUACAGAUUCAAAUGUUCCAUGCCGUCGUGCAACAAAGCGUUCCUUACUUCGUACAGUUUGAAGAUACACGUCCGGGCGCACACGAAAGCGAAGCCUUUCGGGUGCACUAUCAGUGGCUGCAGGAAGGCAUUUAAUACUCUAUACAGGUUGCGAGCUCACCAACGACUGCACAGCGGCGACACAUUCAACUGCCAGGCGGACGGAUGCGCGAAAUUCUUCACAACACACAGCGAUUUGAAGAAACAUAUACGGACUCACACGCAGGAGCGGCCUUACAAAUGUGUGCUCCCGGGCUGCGGCAAGUCGUUCACGGCCUCGCACCACCUCAAGGCGCACGCGCGCACGCACGCGCGCCCGCCCGCGUCCGCGCCCAACCCCGCCCCGCCGCCUCCAACGAGGAUCGAAACGGAGCCGUUUCUAGAAAUCCCCGCCAAACCGCAACCGACGGACGGCAUGAACUGGGAGGGCCUCCUCGAAUCCUUCGGCAGAAUCACCACGGAGUCCAACUCCACAGACGACAGCCUCGAAGAUAUCGACACGGUCGACCCUCUCCCGACCACCAGUGUCGAUAUAACUGACUUAUUGUUUGACAACGCCAACCCUAACGCUUUAGACUACGACCUUAACUUACAAUUUGACAAAAAGAAGGAAAACUCCUGGAUUAAUCUACAACCUACGCUAAUUGAUGGCAGAAGAAAAGCUAUGCAACUUGCUUUGGCGAAUGAAAUCGAAUUACAAGCCCCAUGGGUCGACGUGAGCGCUUUAGCCGCAUCCAUAUCAGAAACCCCGGUCAGCAUUAAAGAAAAAACUCCUGAAAGCAUUUUCACUAUGGCGACUUUUGUACCGACUCAUAUGCAAAGCUAUAUCGAUUUAAAUCCUGAAACUGCUAAUGUAAUAACGCAAAGCGCCUUCGAUUUGGCUUCUCCAAAUAUUUUAGACGUAGCUGACAAAGUUUUUAAUGAUAGCGAGCUGGUUUCCAAUAUGUCCACUAAAAUUGAAGACAUUGAAAGUUUCCUAAAAGAUGACAGAUCUUUAAAUACUCCACCACCUUGCAGAGUUCAUCAGAAUAUCGAAAUAAAUCCGGCCAAUUCAGUACUCUUCAAUUCUGAUUUAGAUCUAGAAGACACAUUGCUAUUCGACAAUGAACCUUUAUCAGACAUGUAUGUGGUAAGAACUGAGAAUAUAUUCGGGAAAGAAAUUGCUAAGAGAAAUGCAUUGGCACAAUUAGCCGCAGACGCUGGUAUUUGCAAUUGCAUGACAUGCGAAUGUGAUCCUACAUUGGGAGAAUGUAGGGGCGACUGUCAAAGCAAAGAACCAGAACCGAUACAACCAGAGAAACGUAAAUGCCCAGAUACAUGUGAUUGUGACGAAGAUUGCCGAUGCGAUCAUGAAGCUAUGAAAUGUGUUGUUGGUUGUGGUAAAGCUACUGACACAAACCAUAAUACCUUCUUGGACUACCAUCGGAGACAUAAACUGACAAGCUUGGAAGAAUUAGGAGUAUACACUGUUCAUGAAGAUGAUCUACCAACAGCAACAUUUGUUGAGCAAUUAUCUUGUUCUUGUGACAAAUCUACAUCCUGUAAUGUUGAUAAGAAAUCAGAUGGCUUUUCAGAAAGUAGCAAUUGGGAAACUGGUUGUCACGGCAUUCAAACUUCUGAAGGCAAGAAAGAGUCUGUGUGCCAAGGCAAGAAAGAAUCCACUUGUCAGGGUAAGAAGGAAGCCGCUUGCCAGAACAAAACGGAAACGUGCCAGGGCAAGAAAAACUCUCCUUGUGAGAGUAAAAGUGGGUCCACUUGCGAAGGCAAGAAAGAAUCUACUUGCCAAGGUAAGAAUGAAUCUAAUUGGCAAGGCAAGAAAGAAUCUGCUUGCCAAGGUAAGAAAGAAUCUACUUGCCAACGUAAGAAAGAGCCUUGUCAAAGUAAGAAAGAGUCUACUUGCAAAAGUAAAGAUUCUUGUUGCAAUAACAACACAUGUUCAGAUACUUCCAAAGAUAAGUGUUGUGUUACAAUAUGCAUUAAGAAGUUAGAAGCAUUCAAGCAAUUUUUGUCAGACCAUGAAUUACUGGGUGCUUUGAAAGCGCACAAUUUGGAUUUUACUUCGAUGUGAUGCAUUUAAUUUUACAUUGUUAGAGUCGGACCAAAAAAAGUCUGCAGCGGAUUUGAUAGCCCACGCAGUGCAAGUGUCAUUUAUACGUCAUAAUUUCAUAGAAGUUUGACGUUUAAAAUAACACUCACUGCGUGGGCUAUCAAAUCUGCUGCAGACUAUUCUUGGUCUGACUCUACCAGUUCUUUUCGCUUACAUUUAACAAUGCAAUAUAGGUAUUAGGUAAAAUACCAUCAAUUAAAAUGAUGCUUUUAAUUAUAAAUAACCAAUCAUGCUGCGUUUACGGCCAUACACAAUACCAUUCUAAUUGGUAUUUUCUUUGUAUCUUAGUUAUGGAAUUGGCAGCAUUAAAUUGCAAAUGUAGGCCAAUAAUAUGUCACAAGUAUUAUACAUGCCCUAAGUUUAGGCCUAAAACUGCAGUUUUUAUACAUGAAUAAAUUGUGUGAUAUUAAGUGCAAUAAUACCCAAAGAUGCCUUGUCACAAUCCUUAUUAAAUAUUUAUCUAGUAUAUUAAUGCCAAAUAUGUGCCGUCAAUAUCAAGUUUUAUAGUACAUACAUGUUAUUGUAAAAUAUAUUUGUAGUUUAUUCAGAAAUGUCAUUUUUGAAAGAUAUUUUAUAUCCAUAUUAAAAAUAUAUUAUAUUUGUACUCAAUUUAUGCAGAUGGUGCCUUUUAAAUGUUGUUACUGUACUUAAUUGUUGUGUAUAGAAAUAUAUACUGUGUUGGAUUUAUGAGAUUUUAAUACUUUUAAGUGUAACAAGCAAUAAUAAUGCCAUAACUCUAGUCUGUGUAGUAAAUAAACGCUUUUUAGAAA
Messenger RNA from Cydia splendana, 3317 nucleotides. RefSeq lists its product as uncharacterized. The transcript has 6 exons. Gene Ontology annotation, molecular function: RNA polymerase II cis-regulatory region sequence-specific DNA binding; DNA-binding transcription factor activity, RNA polymerase II-specific. Bases 28 to 2508 code for a protein of 826 amino acids. The record is from RefSeq and is a predicted model, not a curated record. Gene Ontology annotation, cellular component: chromatin; PcG protein complex; transcription regulator complex. NCBI's taxonomy places the organism in Eukaryota, Metazoa, Arthropoda, Insecta, Lepidoptera, Tortricidae. Gene Ontology annotation, biological process: regulation of transcription by RNA polymerase II.